Messenger RNA from Entelurus aequoreus (snake pipefish), 2451 nucleotides. RefSeq lists its product as uncharacterized. The transcript is spliced from 12 exons. NCBI's taxonomy places the organism in Eukaryota, Metazoa, Chordata, Actinopteri, Syngnathiformes, Syngnathidae. The record is from RefSeq and is a predicted model, not a curated record. The coding region runs from base 1665 to 2426 and encodes 253 amino acids.
UACAAAUCCCAGCAUGCACUGCGCUACAUAGCUUCUUAGAACGCAGCUGCUCCCUGACGACCGUAUGGUCCCUCGGGUCGCCCGUUUCAAUCAAGUUUAAAAGAUGUGGUUGCACGUCGCUGAUCUUUACCUGAGAGUUGAAGACAAAGUAUUUGGGCGUGCAGACGUCGUUGUAGUCCUUGGCGGUGGCGUUGUUGGGGGACAAAGUGGCGUUGAGGAGUUUACUGAACGUCUCAUUCCCAGCGUGGACGUCUUCAGGAAGAGGACACGGGAUCUGGAACUUCUUGAUGAUCACCUGUGGGACCAAAGCAUUGCUUUGUGACCACGCUGGAAAGAAAUUCAGCAGCUUCACAUGCCACACGCUCGUCAGCACCAAGGGAGAAAAAAACAGCCCGAAACCGCAAGAAGGCGUCGCUCGCAGAAAAAUGCCAAAGACAGAAGUUGCGGUGAGAAGAAGCGGCGGUCGAGCUUUGAGCGGCGGUCGAGCUUUGAGCGUGAUGUGAGGCAAGGUCGCACAGCAGCCGGGACAAGUAGUUGGAGUUGGAAGCUGGAGAGAGAGCGAGAGCGAGACGCCUGAAAGAGACUGCUGAAAAGCAAUCCCAGACUGUUGUAAUAAAAAAGAUUGUAUUCAAACUGUCUACCGGGCUCACGGAGGAUCUUUCGGGCUCAGGAGAACCCUCACGGCAAAGAGACCUUUUACAGUGGCGCCGAACGUACCUGAGUGCCGAAAAUGGAAGCCGACCCCCUGGCAGCAGUAGCACGGGCCCUCGCAGAGGUGACAGCGGCCAGUCAACAGCAGAUACAGGCGCUCCAACUUCAGCUGGCCCAGCAGACCCAAGUCGUGCAGGCGAUGGCGGACCGGGUUGUAGCGACACCGCCAACAGCGGCGGCUGUCUCCGUCCCACGCAUGGGGGACACCGAAGACCCCCAGGCGUUUAUUGACUUUUUUGUGGCCGCAGCGGAGGCAUGCGUGUGGCCGGAAGAGGAGUGGGGGGUGCGUCUACUGCCGCUGCUGGCGGGGGAGACGCAGUGGGCGGUGCUUAGCCUACCGGCGACCUCCCGCGUGCACUUUCCGGACCUCAGGAGGGCGGUGCUGGACCGGACCGGUUGCACUGCCGAGGACCACCGACGCCGGCGACACGUUGGCUGCAGCCAAGAGAGGGCGACGACCAGGUGAUGGAGCGGCUGGUCACGGAGCAGUUCCUGGAGGCGAUCCCAGCGCGGACGGCGGCCUGGGUCCGUUACCACUGGCCCCAAGACCUGGCCGCAGCAGUGACGCUCGCCGAGGACCACCUGGCGGUGCACCGCAAGGCGCGAAGGAAGACGACCGUGGAGGCAGCCGAGCGCCCAGCACCAGCACCGCGCAGACCGAGCGUGCAGCGCAACUCACUCUUUUUAUUGUGUUUCCUAUGAAUACAGUGCUUCCCGCGCAGACAACCCCUCAAACGCCUGGGCAGGUGUGCUGGAAACGUGGGCAGGCCGGUCACGUGCGUCAGGGACGUGAGGCAGGUGAUCCGGGUUGCCGGCUUUCCGGCGCCCUCCCCUGGCCCGGGUGAGACUAACGAUCCCGGCUGCUGCGAAUACAGUGCUUCCCGCUGGGAAGAACACAUGCAGCGGGUGGGCGCAGCCGGGCGGCUUCCCGGCCUGAGUCUGGCAGUGGAGGUAUGUGGAGGGGGGCGUGGCCUGCAGGCCUGCCGCGGAACGGGGUGUGCAAGGACCGGCCUCGAAGACAGCGACAGGAAGUCUGGCAGCAGGCUUUUGUCAUGACAGCUUCCUGUUUGACCGCAGAUGGCGGGAAGAAGUGGCGCCGUGAAGCUCAGUGUCACCAACAGCCUGCAGCGCCACCACCCCGACGUGGUUCAAUUCAAGGGUUGCAGCUUGCUGCGCGGUUGUUCUCCCGGGAUGCAAAACGGACAACUCCGGACGACAGCGUGAAGGAGCUGUUUACAAAUCCUUGCAACAUGGGGCCCUGCAUUGUCUUGCUGCAACAUGAGGUGAUGGUCUCGGGUGAUUGGCACAACCUCAGGAUCUCAUCACGUGUCGCCAUGUUUCCCCCGUUUGAAGCGUGCGCCAGUGGCACCCCACCUGCCACUCUGAUCCUGGACACCCGUCCGCCUCCAGCGGCCUGCACGUACCUGAGAGGAGAUCUGGUGGCCUUGCUGCACCAGGACAUGAGAUCAAUGUCCGCUGACUCACCUAUCACUUCUGGAUAUGAAACCUCCAGCCUGUCCUUGCCAGCUCAGCCUGCGUGUCAUCUUCCAGUUGUCAAACUUCCUGUUUGGGAACGUUGCGUGCGGGUGUUGCAAGUCAUGGCUGGAUGCGACCUGGACAAAAACUCCUAUUUCCUUUGGUCUGAGUUCAUCUUUUGCCAGACGCCAACCCCAACCUUUUCCACUGAAAAAUCAAAACAUGCGCAGCCAUUUUGACAUGUUUCAUUUUCAAAACCAAUAC